Suhomyces tanzawaensis NRRL Y-17324 is the source of this 366-nucleotide messenger RNA. RefSeq names its product Hap3p (gene HAP3). Gene Ontology annotation, molecular function: RNA polymerase II cis-regulatory region sequence-specific DNA binding; DNA-binding transcription activator activity, RNA polymerase II-specific; protein heterodimerization activity. Gene Ontology annotation, cellular component: CCAAT-binding factor complex. The record is from RefSeq and is a predicted model, not a curated record. NCBI's taxonomy places the organism in Eukaryota, Fungi, Ascomycota, Pichiomycetes, Serinales, Debaryomycetaceae. Gene Ontology annotation, biological process: regulation of transcription by RNA polymerase II. The transcript has 2 exons. Bases 1 to 366 code for a protein of 121 amino acids.
AUGAGUAUCCACAAGAAUUUGGCAGACAGCGGCUGGCACAAUUGUGACUAUGAAAUCAAGGAGCAAGACCGGUUUUUACCUAUUGCAAAUGUUGGACGAGUGAUGAAAAAGGCACUUCCAGAAUACGCAAAGCUCUCCCGAGAGUCCAAGGAAUGUAUCCAGGAGUGCGUGAGCGAGUUCAUCUCCUUCAUCACCAGUCAGGCUGUUGACAAGUGCAAAUUAGAGAAGCGCAAGACCCUCAAUGGUGAGGAUAUUUUAUGGGCCAUGUAUACGCUAGGAUUUGAGAACUAUGCCGAGACGUUGAAGAUCUACUUGGCAAAGUACAGAGAAGUAUGUAUGACUUUAGGGUGCACAAAUCUAUACUAA